Molecule: messenger RNA, 3309 nt
Organism: Melitaea cinxia (Glanville fritillary)
Lineage: Eukaryota; Metazoa; Arthropoda; Insecta; Lepidoptera; Nymphalidae
Exons: 5
Coding region: 1-3309 (1102 amino acids)
Biological process (GO): telomere maintenance; DNA repair
Molecular function (GO): DNA helicase activity
Source: RefSeq, a predicted model, not a curated record
AUGUCAAAAAUUAUAAGAGCUCAAAAGAAAACCUUAUAUCGCUACAAAAAACAAAUAGAAAACCUAAAAGAAUCAUUAAAAAAGACUGAAAAUGAAUUUGAAAACAUCCGAACUUUAGGUGAAAACCCGAAUCCAGUAACCGAAAAAGCAACAACACCAAAGACAGAAAAGUUUAUGCAAGGAACCAUCCCAAAUAUUCCUAGUCCUGAUAAAAAAAGGAUGACUUCAUUCAAAAGUCAACGAGUAGUUGAAAACGGCUUCAUGCCAACAUUUAAAGUCCAGGGCCAGGUUUACCACCUUGCAGGUAGUCUUCUUCCACAAGUUCCUGACGACCAUAAGUUUUUGCAGAUAUAUUUUAUUUCCGAUCCUGAAGUUCAAGCAACGACUCGAUUUAAUAUUAGUAAUAGUAAUUCAAGAACACCACUUGAUAACUCUAUAGUCAGGUCAUUGCAAAACAUGUUGCAUUUGCAUAAUAGAUACGUACAAUCUUUUAAAACUGCAAUGGAAAGUAUCUCUCUCGAUGUCCCAGAUUACAAUGUAGUAAUUCAUGCCAGCAGGGUACCUGACGGUGAACACCGUGGACGGUAUAAUGCUCCUUCUACCAGUGAAGUAGCAGUUGUCAUUGCUGGACAACAAUUUCACAAAAGGGAUAUCGUUCUUCGAAGCCGCGACGAAAAUCUCCACAAAAUUUCCGAACUACAUCGUUCAUAUGACAGUCUUCAAUAUCCAUUGAUGUUUUGUCGAGGUGAAGACGGAUACACAAUUGAUAUUCCCCAAGUUAAUCCUUCUACAGGAGACAGAGUACAGAAGAAAGUUUCAUGUAUGAAUUAUUAUUGCUAUCGUUUAAUGGAACGCCAUAAUCAUUAUAAUGUUUUACUAAGGUACGGAAUGUUACUGAAUCAAUAUGUUGUAGAUCAGUAUGCUAAACUAGAAUCAGAACGUUUAGCUUUUAUACGAAAUAACCAAACACAAUUACGCGCAGAAAAUUAUAUACACUUACAGGAUGCUUUACAUUCUAAUGAACACACGACAAACAAUAUUGGGCAGCUGGUAAUAUUACCGUCAUCUUUUACUGGCGGACCAAGAUACUUACACGAAAAAACUCAAGAUGCCAUGACCUAUGUCAGGAAUUACGGGAAACCUGACCUCUUCAUUACUAUGACCUGUAAUCCUAAUUGGAAAGAAAUAAAAGAUAAUCUGCAUUCCACCGCAACACCUCAAGACCGAUAUGACAUUUUAAAUCAAUCACCAGACCAAGACGAAGACCCAACAUUGUAUGACAUCGUGGUAAGGAACAUGAUUCACGGACCCUGUGGAGCUUUAAACCCUAACUCGCCAUGCAUGCAUGAGGGAAAAUGUUCAAAAAAAUUCCCAAAACCAUAUCAGAGUCAAACUUCAACUGGUGAUGAUGGCUAUCCAAAGUAUAGAAGAUUAUCACCAGAGGAAGGAGGACGCAAGGCUGCUAUUCGUAAUUACGAAAUUGAUAACAGAUGGGUAGUGCCUAACAAUAAACUAUUAUUAAAAAUUUUCGAGGCGCAUGUUAAUGUAGAACUUUGCAGUUCCGUGAAAUCAAUAAAAUAUGUCACUAAAUACAUCAAUAAAGGAAGUGACCAGGCUACGUUUAGUUUACAUUCUACAAAUGAAGUAGAACAAUUUCAAUCUGGCCGCUACAUUUGUAGUUCUGAAGCACUAUGGCGGAUUAUGUCCUUCAACAUUCAUGAAAGAGCACCAACUGUCACACACCUCGCUGUUCAUUUAGAAAACGGACAGCGGGUGUAUUUCACUGAAAAUAAUGUAAAUGACAUUGUGAAUAAUCCAAGAGAUACUACUUUAACAGCGUUUUUCAAACUAUGUGCAGAGGACGACUUCGCAAAAACUCUGACCUACGACAAGGUGCCUGCCUAUUAUACCUGGAAUCAAAAUACGAAAAAAUUCCAACGACGAAAGCAGGGGGCGGUAGUUCUCGGGUACCCUGGCGUGAGAAAAACAGAUGCUCUUGGAAGGGUGUACGUGGUACACCCUAAUAAUGCAGAAUGUUUUCAUUUGCGGUUGUUACUCCACGUUAUAAAAGGCCCUACUUCGUUUAGAAGUCUCCGCACUUUUGAAGGUGUAACUUACGACACAUUCCAAGGGGCUUACAAAGCUAUGGGCCUCCUCGAAGAUGACAGUCACUGGGAGAGUACGCUCUCUGAAGCAGCCAUAUGCUGUUCACCAAAAUCACUUAGGUGCCUUUUUGCCAUUAUGAUAUCGUUCUGCCAAAUCACGGACCCGCAUCUUCUUUGGCAAAACUAUCAGGAAAGUAUGUCCGAAGAUAUACUGCAACGCAGACGACAAGAACUGUCAUCAGAUGAUUUAGAGUACGACCAAAAUAUUUUUGAUGAAGCUUUAAAUGAAUUAAAUAAAGAGGUCGAAUCUCUAUCAGGUAAAAGUAUAAAAGAUUUUGGUUUUAACUUGCCGUUAAAUUCAAAUCUUUAUGCAAUGAACAACAUCGAGGAUUUACGAGAGACUGACUAUGAUUACACCCAACUCUUACAGACAAUUCAAGAUGAACAUCGCUUAAAUCCAGAACAAAAAAUUGUUUACGACCAAAUAUUGUCAUCAGUUAAUAGUAAUGAAGGGAAAAUGUUCUUUCUAGAUGCACCCGGGGGCACGGGUAAAACAUUUAUAAUUAAUUUAUUAUUAGCAAAAGUAAGGUUUGACAGAAAAAUUGCUCUUGCCGUGGCGUCGUCCGGUAUUGCAGCCACACUUUUGAAAGGCGGGCGAACUGCACAUUCCACUUUCAAACUACCUUUAAAAAUUUGCAGUGACGACGUCUCUAGCGUUUGUAACAUCUCAAAACAGAGUAAAACAGGUAAAUUAAUGCAGGAUUGUAGCUUGAUUAUUUGGGACGAAGCUUCCAUGUCCCAUAAAGCAUCAGUUGAGGCAUUAGACAGGACAAUGCGCGAUUUACGCAACAGAAAUUGCCCAAUGGGUGGCUGCACCGUUUUGUUUUCUGGAGACUUUCGUCAAAUUUUGCCAGUCAUAGCAAGGGGGACUAGAGCUGACGAAGAAAGGGCUAUAUUGGCACCUACUAAUGAACAGGUUGAUAAAAUUAAUCAUUUAAUUAUUUCCAAGUUUGAAGCACCAUCACAGAUAUACUAUUCAGUUGAUACAGUUUUGGAUACCGCAGAGGCAGUACAUUAUCCAACUGAAUUUUUGAAUUCUUUAGUUCCUCCCGGAAUUCCUCCACACAAGUUAAUAUUAAAAACACUGUGUGACAAAAAGAUACACGUGGCGCCUAAGGUGUUCUUAGUUCUACAGUACAAUUGA